AUGUUAUUUUCAGACUCUGGGCUGAGCACCCAUACAGUUCCAUCAACUAGUACUCCCACUGUGAACAUCAACAUUCCUUUAAAUGAUUCAAGUACAGAGUCUUCAAAUUCAGUUAAUGGUGAUGAUGAAGUUACAGGUAUGACACCAAGCCUCUUCUUCAAAGGAUCUCCUGCAAAAAAUAUUUUAACCAAUUAGAUUUCUGAACAGCUUUAAAAAUGAAUUAAUCAAUGUCCCACUAAUAUUUAGGUCCUUUCUUAGGUCCAUCCUCAAGACCAAUGCAAAUUGACUCUGGAACACAACACAAUCCUGUUUAACCUACUAAUCAAGGUUAAGCUUCGUUAAGGUCAUUUACUGUACUUUAUAAUUUUUAGUCAGGCUAAUAGUAUUAACACUAUUUCUUUUAUCAAUUACAGGUGGUACUAGUAAAACAUCUAAUUAUGCUAAGCAGAAAAAAGUGAACAAGGUUUAUGCUCGGCAGAAGAAAAGAAUACAACGACUCCGUAAAGCUAUAAAUAUGAAAAAGAAGAAAAGCAACAACAUAGAUAAGCAUACCAUAUUAGAGGCUCUUCAGACCAUGCUACCAGAAAAUAUUGUAACAUUCAUCUCACUCCAGAUAGACUUGCACAAGAAAAAGAAUAAAAGGCAAUACAGUCCUGAGAUGAAAUCAUUCGCUCUUUCCCUUUAUUACAUCAGUGGAAAGGCGUACAAAUUGUUGUCGAAAUUCUUCAAGCUUCCAUCCAAAAGUAGUCUGAUGAAAUGGGUAGCUGCAUUUCCAACUGCUCCAAAACUGACCCCAGCUGCAAAGGAAGUUCUAGCCAGAAAAGUCAACAUUAUGAGCGAGUCCAGUAAGUUGUGCACUAUCACAAUGGAUGAGAUGGCCCUUAAGGCUAACCUGUUGUAUGAUCCUGGUAAAGAUCAAGUCAUUGGUGUUGACGAUUUUGGUAAGGGAGAGAGAAGCAGCCUCAUUGCAACAUCUGCACUAGUCUUCAUGGCCCGUGGUAUAAAUGAAAACUGGAAACAGCCCCUGGGAUAUCUUCUAGUCCAUGAAUCCUGCCCCAGCGAUAAGAUCAAAGCUAAGUUGUUGGACAUGAUUGAUGAAGUAACAUCAAUUGGACUCCAUGUUACAACUGUUGUUUCUGAUUUGGGCUCCAAUUUCCAAAAGAUGAUUAAAAGCCUUGGCGUUAUAUACACCAACACAACCAUGGUUUUGGCACAAAGGUAG
This is a messenger RNA of Paramuricea clavata, 1222 nucleotides long. The record is from the annotation of a GenBank genome assembly. NCBI's taxonomy places the organism in Eukaryota, Metazoa, Cnidaria, Anthozoa, Malacalcyonacea, Plexauridae.